Lathyrus oleraceus (garden pea) is the source of this 824-nucleotide messenger RNA. Its product is annotated as mitochondrial pyruvate carrier 1. Lineage: Eukaryota; Viridiplantae; Streptophyta; Magnoliopsida; Fabales; Fabaceae. The coding region runs from base 180 to 506 and encodes 108 amino acids. Gene Ontology annotation, biological process: pyruvate import into mitochondria. Gene Ontology annotation, cellular component: mitochondrial inner membrane. The record is from RefSeq and is a predicted model, not a curated record. The transcript has 5 exons.
UAGAUAAAUUGGUCUAAGGAAUGAAACGCAGAAAGCGAUGUCGUUUAACAGGUCUUUGUUGUUCGACCAAUUUAAAGUCCAACAAGCAUUUGGUAGGACCUUAACAGUUCUCUCACAGAUUUGGAUUCCAAUCCUUGCCCGAUCCUUCUCAUCUCGUUCUCCAGCAGAAGUGGUGUCUUAUGGCUGCCUUCAAAGCAUUUUGGAACAGUCCAGUUGGUCCUAAAACAUCUCACUUUUGGGGACCUGUUGCCAAUUGGGGAUUCGUCGCAGCUGGUUUGGCUGACAUCAAUAAACCUCCAGAAAUGAUCUCUGGCAACAUGACAGGAGCAAUGUGCGUUUAUUCAGCAUUAUUCAUGAGAUUCGCAUGGAUGGUACAGCCACGCAACUAUCUACUUCUUGUAUGUCAUGCUUCAAACGAGACUGUUCAGCUCUAUCAACAUACUCGGUGGGCAAAGGCAGAAGGGUAUCUCUCGGGGAAGAAGGAGAAAGAAGCUUCAUCGGAGUGAACACAGUGAUUUGAAAAGAUUAUGUUUGAACUUGACGAUAACUGAAUAAUUGAUUGUGUGAAAGGGCUCGUGGAAAUGGUAAAAGAUUCAAAAUUUUCCGAGUAUUUAUUUUUACAAGGAUUAUAAAGAACUCUACACUAUUAAAGGCUUGAUUGCUUUUGAUCCGAUCCAGAACUUUUGGGCAUUGUUCAACCAUUGAAAUUUAUAUCCGCAUUGUUCAACCAUGGAUAUGAUUCUUGUUAAUGCAUGUUGUCUGCAGUGUUGGAACAUUAUUGAACUUUGAGUGCACUAUUCAAAUGUCUACUCUCUUCUACUCCA